AUGGUAGAAGACGACUCGAAAAUACCCGUCCAGGAUGUGGCCAGGGCACCCAGCGAGACGAGUGAAGAGGACCGCAGACGCGAGUUUCUCUCCUCGUUUACCCCGGAGGACGAUAAGCGCAUUAUGCGCAAAGUGAAUAUGCGCUUCUUGUGGUUGAUUGGCGUGAUUUAUGUCAUUAAGACGAUCGACUACACCAACGCCGCAGCCGUCAAGGUCCUGCAAGUCGGGGAGCCACGCAACGUGCUGAACGAACUCAACAUGUCCACCAACGAAUACAACUGGGUCCAGAGCAUCUACUUCAUCAGCUACAUCGUCUUCGAAGUCCCGAGCAACCUGCUGCAGAAGCGGCUGACGCCGCGGCUGUGGCAGAGCCGGAUUAUGCUCACCUGGGGCAUUGUGCUUGCGUGCCAUGCGGCGGUGCAGAAUAAACAGGCGCUGUAUGCGCUGCGGUUCAUACUGGGGAUGUGCGAGGCGGGGAUGUUCCCUGGGAUUGCGGCGCAGCUGUGCGGCUGGUAUAGGAGCGAUGAGAUGGGGUUGCCGAUUAUGUGGAUGUUUGGGUUUCAGAAUACGUCGGGGAUUAUUGGGUCGUUGAUUACUUAUGCCAUUUCGUAUAUGAAUGGCAUGAGGGGGUUGAGUGCGUGGAGAUGGGUGUAUCUCCUGGAAGGGAUCUUUACGGUUCUCUUCUCCGGCGUCGUCUUUUUCGUUCUACCGGACUGGCCCAAGUCGCCGCGGUCAAGGAAAUGGCUGUCAGAAAGGGAGCAGGAGUAUUUGGAAGCACGACUAUCGGAGAACGCGCCCAGGGAGAAAGACGCAAACUUCGACAUGGGCGAGGUGGUUGACGCGCUCAAAGACCAAAAGACAUACUCGUUCAUGAUCUCGCAGGUGCUCAUCAACUUCGCAGGCUACGCCCUGAGCUGGCAGCUGCCGACUAUCACGACGAGUUUAGGCUUCGCCGGUCUACCGCGGAACCAGCUGCUGAAUAUCCCACCCGCAGCAGCGUCGGUGCUCUCGAUUAUCUUCUCUGGCUGGUUCCUGAAACGCGCUUAUAUGACCAGACCGGCAUACGUCAUGGCCUGCAUUAUGGGCCCGAUGCUGCUCUUCUUCAUCCUGCUCGCCGUGCUUAAUGAUAAAGUCGGCAUAUAUAUCGCCUGCGUGCUGGGGACCAUGUUCCAUGCCGUCUACUUCAUCCCUUUCUGGGCUUGGCGAAGCUCCUCCUUAAAAGGCACAACCGGGUCCGCAUUCACGCUGGCAUUCCAGUCCUGCGUCGGGCAGGUGGGCGGCGUCAUCGGCCCACAACUGUUCCAGUCGCGAUUCGCGUACAACGGCUACAAGACGCCCUUUGCGAUCUGCGCGGCCGUGGUUGGGGUUUCGUGGGUGACGAAUGGCUGGACGUGGUGGUUGACGCGCAAUGUCGAGUAUGAUGUGCUGCGGGUGCGCAGGCUGCGGAUCAAGGAGGAGAAGCAGGGCAGGGUGUAUGCAGGGGAGGACAUCAGGGUUUAUGAGGAGCGGGAGUUUUAUGACGGGGUGAGGAGAGUAACAGUAUGA
This is a messenger RNA of Aspergillus versicolor CBS 583.65, 1545 nucleotides long. RefSeq lists its product as uncharacterized. Gene Ontology annotation, biological process: transmembrane transport. The transcript has 4 exons. Gene Ontology annotation, molecular function: transmembrane transporter activity. The record is from RefSeq and is a predicted model, not a curated record. Gene Ontology annotation, cellular component: membrane. NCBI's taxonomy places the organism in Eukaryota, Fungi, Ascomycota, Eurotiomycetes, Eurotiales, Aspergillaceae. The coding region runs from base 1 to 1545 and encodes 514 amino acids.